AAGAAGCGGAAGUGAUCGAAGCCUUUGUUCCGGGCAGCAUCGUGUUAGCAGUACGGACGUUUUGCUGCGAAAAUCAAAAGUUGGUAACGUCUGUUCUCGGCAUCGACAUGGUGAAAUUAUCAGCGGAGCUAAUUGAGCAGGCUGCUCAGUAUACGAACCCCGUGAGAGACAGAGAGUUGGAUUUACGAGGUUAUAAAAUCCCAGUACUUGAAAAUCUUGGAGCCACUCUGGACCAGUUUGACACUAUUGACUUCUCUGAUAAUGAAGUGAGAAAACUGGAUGGCUUCCCUCUGCUUAAAAGAUUAAAAACAUUGCUACUGAACAACAACAGGAUUUGUCGCAUAGGUGAGAAUCUGGAGCACUGUCUGCCGAGUCUGACAGAACUUGUUCUCACAAACAACAACAUUCAGGAGCUGGGGGACUUGGACCCACUGGCCACUGUGAAGUCAUUGACUCUUCUCAGCCUCUUAAGGAAUCCAGUGACAAACAAGAAGCAUUACAGGCUCUACGUCAUCAACAAAAUCCCACAGAUCCGUGUGCUUGACUUCCAGAAGGUAAAACUAAAGGAACGCCAGGAGGCGGAGAAAAUGUUCAAAGGCAAACGAGGUGCUCAACUUGCAAAGGAUAUUGCCAAGCGAACGAAAACAUUCACUCCUGGAGUGGCGGCACAGCUUGAGAAGAGGAGGACAGGGCCAUCUCAAGCCGACGUUGAAGCCGUCAAGAAUGCCAUUGCCAAUGCUUCAUCAUUGGCAGAGGUGGAGAGGUUGAAAGGGAUGCUGCAGGCCGGUCAGAUCCCAGGCCGGGAUGUCAGACAAGGUCAAGCUGGUAUGGUGGAGGAGGAAGAAGAGGACGACACUGAACAGAUGGACGCACAUAUGAGUGGAAGUGUGGAGAUGACUGAGGGAGAUCAGGAGGAGGGUGAUGAAGAUAUGGAUGAAGAGCCACAUGUUAAUGGCUCCUGAGUGCCCUGACUCUUUUUUUUGUUUGUUUGUUUUUUCCAAUGCUGUAGAUUUCUUGUGUUGAUACAUUUACCACAGCUGUUUUUUUGUUUUUGUUUUUUUUGUAAAAUGACAAACAUUAAACAGAUUUUUAAUACUUCUGUGAGUGGGACCACUUUCUUUAAACAGUCAGCUGAAUGGUGUCUACCUAUAUGGUCUGUAAAUGCCUUAGUUUUUUUUUUUUUUAAUCACUAGAAUGGGUCCCAAAUUCAAGCCAAUGGCGUCAUUCUGUUGCUGAUAGGUAAAUGCACAGCUUUCAUGUCAACAUUUUGUGGGGCAGGCUUUCUGUAUUUGUACAGUUGCACAUUUUUGUACUUAAGGGUCUGUUUGAAAUAAAAUAAUUGAUACUACAUUGAA
Molecule: messenger RNA, 1355 nt
Organism: Lates calcarifer (barramundi perch)
Lineage: Eukaryota; Metazoa; Chordata; Actinopteri; Centropomidae
Gene: snrpa1
Product: small nuclear ribonucleoprotein polypeptide A'
Exons: 9
Coding region: 108-962 (284 amino acids)
Biological process (GO): mRNA splicing, via spliceosome
Cellular component (GO): U2 snRNP
Molecular function (GO): protein binding; U2 snRNA binding
Source: RefSeq, a predicted model, not a curated record